UGUUUUCCUGACAGACAGGUUGUGGAGUCUGACUCCAAGGACGAGUGAGUGACUUGUGGAAGUUUACACGAGCUGCUCCUCGCAGGCCUGGCGGCUGAUUGGAUGGGCGUCGUCAUGGAGACGACAGGCCACGUAGGGGAGGGGAGGGGGGCGCGCGCGGGGGAAAGUUCAGCCGGAACAGAGACCCCGAACCAGACGCGUCCAUGACGCACAGCAGAGCGCCCGGCGCGUCGACGCGAUGCGUUCCACGUGAGCUCCCGCGGCCCGCGCAGUCCCGUCUGUGAGCGCGUCCUCCGGCGCAGGAUGAUGGAGAGCUGCUGGCGGCGCCUGGUCGGGCUGCUGCUCCUGCUCCGCCUCAGCACCGUCCGCUGCUCGGCCGUCGAGACCGUGAACGUGGUGGACUUCUGCGGCCAGAUGAUCCGAGGCGACGGCAUGAUCGUCAACUCGCACCAGGAAUCCAAGAAGUACUACUUUGUGACGAUGGGCACCGACUGCCACCUCACCAUGCAGGCCAUCUCUCCCAAGGACAAAGUCCAGUUCCACUUCCGCUUCUUCCUGGUCUACAGUUUGCUGCGGGUGGCCCCUCUGAGCCCGGCCCCCCUCUUCCCCGAGUCCCCUCGCGACCCCGCCGCGCUCAACCCCCGACUGGAGCCCACGUCCGGAGAAAGCGCAGGUGACCCAUGUCAUGCUGGUUCGUACGUUCAGUUCUACGAUGGGCGGGACAGGAGCUCGCCUCCUCUCGGCCCUCCUCUCUGCGGGAAGAGCCUGCCCCGGCCCGUGCUGUCCACGGGAAACUACCUGACCCUCAGGCUGGUGACCCGGGGGACUCAGCCCAGAGUGGACUUUGUGGGGGACUUCACCUCCUUCCGACUGGGUUUCAACCAGUCCGAGUGCAGCAGCGAGCCCUACUUCACCUGCAGGAAUGGGAAGUGUAUCCCUCUCAGCCUGGUGUGUGAUGAUAAAGGCAUCGACAACUGUGGGGAUGGAAGCGACCUGGAAGAAAACCUGACCACUGGCUGCAAAGGUCAGCUUCUACCUCCGGAACCCCAACCAGCGAUAGCCACCCCGCCCCCACCUUUUGUGAGCCCACCCACGGUGCCACUUCCACCCCAUAUGAACUGUGGCAUGCCAGACAACGCUCCCAGCCACGAGUCAGCAACAGACUCUCCUGCCUCCCCGUCUCUGCUGGUUCUCUACAUCAUCCUGGCUGUGGUGGCGGGCGGCGUGGUGCUGUGCUGGUGCUGCUGGUCGCCCGGCUGGUUCCUGUGGCGCGUCAGCAUCUGUCGCUUCCUACCCUGCUGCAACUCGGCCUGCGCCUCCUGCCAGCUGUGUACCCGCAGCUGCAUCCACAGCAAGGAGCACCGGCUGGCGAAAGUCACGCCGCACACACCCGCGAACGGCAUCCCGACGGGCACGGCAGCCACCGACAACGGUGCCGAUGAGAACGUCAACAUGGCGGCUGUUUAGAGCGGAGGAGGCCGUGGAACUGAUACAAAAGACGUGGAUACAGUGACGCUGAGCUUUGGUCAGUGGUGAACAUGAACAGCUGCCGCACGAGGCAGUUUCACAUGACCGUGAAUCCUUUUUAAGUGCCGAACCAACGUGGUCCGGUGCACCACGCUGGAAGGAGCAGAGCUCAAGGGAAUUGGUUGUCCUGUGGCUUGUGUGCUUUCAAUGUGACGACGCAGGUGAUGAGACUUGUGUUUCCGUUGUUAAAGGAAGGUAGAGCAGGGUACAGUGUGACUAUGGAUUGUAUGAUUGAUGAAUGUAUCCGACAGGAAAGGAUUAAGGGAAUCAUUUAAAGACCAUCUCCAGUCACGUUUUAAAGAAUACAAAAAUAAUCGUCUAUUUUGUAUAAAAUUGUUUACCCCCCCAAAUUUUUUUAAAUCCUCUGAAAUGGGGCUGGAAACCAUCCACUCUCUGUCCCUCAUUGAGGAAUUCUGAGACUAUCAAUAUUCAUGAUAUGCAAACAACACAGGCCCCGCCCCCCACAGCUGCUCGCUGCUAGGUUGACCGGUGGAAGAAUGUGCGCAACAAGAUGGCUAGAGACGACAUCGGCGAGAUUCAGCCAUCAAACUUUCGCGAGUUGCUAAUGCUAAAGCUAACUGUCUGCUGACACACCUGCCAUCCUCUCGUGGAUGCUAACUGCUAACGCUAACUGUCUGCUAACACAGCUGCUGUCCUCUUGUGGCUGCUAACUGCUAAUGCUAACGCUUACUGUCUGCUGACACACCUGUCGUCCUCUCGUGGAAGUUUCCGGUUUC
Messenger RNA from Scophthalmus maximus (turbot), 2264 nucleotides. RefSeq names its product low density lipoprotein receptor class A domain containing 2 (gene ldlrad2). The transcript has 5 exons. Gene Ontology annotation, molecular function: protein binding. The record is from RefSeq and is a predicted model, not a curated record. Lineage: Eukaryota; Metazoa; Chordata; Actinopteri; Pleuronectiformes; Scophthalmidae. The coding region runs from base 304 to 1467 and encodes 387 amino acids.